Molecule: messenger RNA, 405 nt
Organism: Stylonychia lemnae
Lineage: Eukaryota; Ciliophora; Spirotrichea; Sporadotrichida; Oxytrichidae
Source: the annotation of a GenBank genome assembly
AUGAGUAAUAAAAAAGAGAUUGAAUCAUUGAUGUUUGAUAAAAACUACAGGGAAAUUACAAUGAGGAAAAAAUACAUAUAUCAAACAAUUCCCUGCUUGAUUGCAAGCACUAUAAAAAUAAAAUAGGUACUCGCUCAAGAAAAAUUAGUUACCAGAAUAGUUUUUGUGCUAAUCGAUACAAAUGUAGAUUAUACAAUAAUAAUUGAUGGCAAAUUCCGUAGAAUGAAAGAUAUUGACAUAGAAAUCAUAGCCAAGAAAAAAGAUUAAGUUCAUUCCAAGGAGCAUUCUGACUUCAUAGCUGUAAUGAGAUAGUUCUAAAUUCCCUUUGCAUCAAUUGUAAUGAGGAGAGAUACUACUUCUUAUAUUAGUAGUAAGGUUACUCUAUCUGAAAAGAAAUAAACCUGA